AUGGUGUCCACCGGCGUGGGAGGCAAAGUCAAGAGAGCCCUUGGUCUACAAGAGCCGCUAAACAACCCUCUGAAUGGGAAGGUCUCUGAAAUUGCUACACACCAUGAGGCAGAUCCAACAGUGUCUGGUUGGUUGAAUGAAGCGAUUCCUUCAGGGUCUCAAGUGCGGUCGUACUUUGUACGUCUAUUUCCUUUCAUGGGAUGGAUUUUGCACUACAACAUGAAAUGGUUUCUCGGCGAUUUGGUUGCCGGUAUGUAG
This is a messenger RNA of Penicillium lagena, 258 nucleotides long. RefSeq names its product sulfate anion transporter. The transcript has a single exon. Bases 1 to 258 code for a protein of 85 amino acids. Lineage: Eukaryota; Fungi; Ascomycota; Eurotiomycetes; Eurotiales; Aspergillaceae. The record is from RefSeq and is a predicted model, not a curated record.